AUUAAAAUGUUUCGCCCGGUGAGAAGUUUGAAGACUACUGAUUUGUCAGGGUUCACCUGCUUAAUGCCAACAGUAUCAAUUGGAAAUGUUGGACAGCUAUCUCUUGACUUGAUUAUUGCCACUCUGCCAUGCGAGCAGAUUGGAUCGAUUGUUCAUAAAGCAGUUGUUCCUCUUUUUGGUCGAAAUGCUCUUCGAAAAUCGAGUAGAAAACCAACAACAGCCAUUGAUGUGUUCGUUUGCAAAGAACACAAGUUGCUUUUGAUUCAAGUUCGGUCUUCUGUUGUUAAAAGAUAUCGUCAUUGUUUUGUCGAAGAUUUAUACAGUUGGCUGAGUAGUAAAAAAGUAUCACAACUUUUGGUUCUGUCGAGCUUAGAUGCCGUUGAGAGACAAGACAAAGCGAUCGCGAGUCCGGAUCAGAUCUAUUUCAAAGUGCCAGACUUGAAACUGGACUCAAAUCAGAUCAAUGAUUUGAAAGCAACUGGAGCCAAAGAGUUCACAGAACCAUCAUGUGCUGAGUUUCCUCUGGACGAUUCAGACACUUAUCCGGGUUCUGGUUUUCUUCCUUCUCUUCUGAACAACUCAGCUAAACUGGAAGGAAAUGUAACGGCUAUUUUCCUUUACUGUCUUGAGGGAGACAACAGGCCUCAAGGUUUUCUGUUGGCCUCGUUUGCAAUGAAACUUCUGGGCAUAUCAAAUGAGAACAAAGUUGAUUUGAGACUGAAGUCGCCUCAUUCGUGGGCAGUUUUGGACGAACAGAUUGAAUCACAUCUGACCAUGUUUUGAUGUUUUUUUUUUCAUGGAUUGAAUAAUUUAAAUGCUAAAUUUGA
Molecule: messenger RNA, 827 nt
Organism: Symsagittifera roscoffensis
Lineage: Eukaryota; Metazoa; Xenacoelomorpha; Acoela; Convolutidae
Product: proteasome assembly chaperone 2-like
Exons: 2
Coding region: 7-783 (258 amino acids)
Biological process (GO): proteasome assembly
Cellular component (GO): cytosol; nucleus
Source: RefSeq, a predicted model, not a curated record